This is a messenger RNA of Mesorhabditis spiculigera, 1947 nucleotides long. NCBI's taxonomy places the organism in Eukaryota, Metazoa, Nematoda, Chromadorea, Rhabditida, Rhabditidae. The record is from the annotation of a GenBank genome assembly.
AUGAAGCCGAGCAAAUCGGUGGAGGACGAGCUUGAGGACUACAUCUGGGGCAAGGCCAACGAGCAGCAAUUUCUUCAGCGGGUCGUAAACGAGACGGGCACCCACCUCGACUCGAUGCUGCGACGAGUGAAGCAAACCGAAGAAUCCCUCAACAAGCACAUCCGGAAAGGAGUAGAACAAAACCUGCCCAAACUCUUCGAGCAGGCGACGGCCCUCGAAGAGCUCGACCGAACGCAGCGCGUCGUCGACGCCGAAGUCAACGAGAUCUACAUGAAAAGCGAGGCCGUCCAGCGACGCAUACAACAGCUGACGGUCGCCUACGAGAAGCGCUACAAAGAGCUGGAAGAGGCGCACAAGCAGCACCGGCUUCUCAAGGAUGUCCAUCGCUGCCUAGAACUGAUGGACGCAUUCGAGAAGCGUAGUGACAUUGUCAAGCGCAGCGAGAUCAUCCUCGAGAUUGAAUUCCUGGUCAAGGUGAACACGAGGCUGGUGGAGGUGAUCAAAACGGUGGUGACGACGAAGCUGAAGGCUGCACAAAAUCAGGUUCGCUCAUCAGCCGCUUCGGACCUCCGAAGUGCCCUCUCAUCACUUGACGCCUCACAAGUUGCCAGCGCCGUUCGCGCCUUGUCCAAUUUGAACUACCUAGAUGCCGAACUCGACACUCACCUGGCGCGAUCUGUGGCUGAAAUUGAGACGUCGUUGGAUGCCCUAAAUCAACAGAAGGACAACGUGCGCGCGAUGAUGGCCACCGUCAACCUGAUCCAAAACAGCAUGGAGCAGGCUUCGAUGCUCGGGCAACAGCACUUGGCCAAGGCGCUGCGCACACGUCUCUCCGCCACCGCGCCCUAUUGCCUCAAAUUCAUUCAGCAGCUAAACCGGAUUCUCAACGGGCUCUCCGCGGAAGCCGUGGCCCCAUUGACGGAUGCGCUGCGUCCCGUGAAGAAGGAGAUCUUGAAUCAAGGAUUGCAAAAAGUGCAACGCCAAAUCACCGAGCACAAUUUUGCCGACGGCUACUCGCAUGCGUUUGUUGACGGGUUCAACAGCGCUCUCCUGGAAGAGCAGACGAAUAUCGAGUGGGAUCCCGACAUGCGCGAGACGUUUGUGAAAAAUGUAAAAACGUGCAUCGAUACGGUCGCCGUGCGCCUGGAAAAGGAGAUUCGCUUGGAGCCAGAAAAUCUCUUGCUGGGUGAUCGUCUACUGGCGGCGCAACAGGCCAACUACUGCAUGCUCGGCAUCGGCGGACUGCUCGCCUCCAAAUGGGAGGGCCAGAGCGAGAAUUUGAAGAAAUUUGUCGGGAGUGCCCUCGGACGCAUCUUUCAGGCGGUGCGCUCCUCGGUGUCGGCGAUCGUCGGCUCGAUGCACCAGGAGAAGCUGGGUGGCCGCGAAUGCUCGCUGUACAUGGCCGAGCUGUUGGCGUACCUGGAGCGAGUCGGCGGCCACUGCGCGCAUCUGGGCCCUGUUCUUCGGCUCACCUCCGCCCUGGGCCCGCUGAUCGACCACACGCUGCUGCUCUUCCUCGCGCACGCCAGUCUUGUAUCGCCGAUGAGCCCGGAAGUGCGAGCCCAGCUGGCGCGUGAUGCGACGCGACUCUUCGACGCCUGCACGAUGCUUCAUCCCUCAACCCUUUUUGGCGACGUCCGCCCGUUGGCCAUGCUGUUCGCCAGCGACGAUGUGGAGACGAUCAGCGAGAUCCCGACCUGGCUGAUCAUCCAGACGCUGAUCGCGCAAAGUGACGCCUCGCUGAAGCGCCCCCACGAAUCCGUCGAAUGGGACCAGGGCCAGUACGUCGAGUGGAUGCUGGCGCAGGAGGACGCUGAAAAGUACUCAUUCCUCUCCAACCUGCUCUCCUCCUACACGUCGUCGGUGGUCAGCCGCGGCGGCACCGAGUUCGUCGCCAACUACCCGCGUCUAAUCGCCCUGCUCGACCGUGCCGUCAAGGCCAGCAGC